CAGUGGAGCUGGCCUCGGCACCGGGAGAGGCUGGACUUCCCGUCUCUCUGUGCUGAAUGGCUGCGAUGGCGCCCGCUCUCACUGACGCAGCAGCUGAAGCUCACCACAUCCGAUUCAAGCUGGCUCCCCCGUCCUCCACCUUGUCACCUGGCAGUGCCGAGAGCAACGGCAACGCCAACAACAUCCUCCUGGCUGCCAACGGCACCAAAAGGAAAGCCAUUGCUCCAGAGGAUCCCAGUUUAGAUUUCCGAAACAACCCCACGAAGGAAGAGCUGGGCAAGCUGCAGCCGCUGGUGGCCUCUUAUCUCUGCUCGGAUGUAACAUCUGUUCCUUCAAAAGAGCCUCUGAAGCUGCAAGGAGUCUUCAACAAGCAGACAGUCCUUAAAUCUCACACUCUCUUAUCUCAGUCCUUCUUGAAAACAAGUGAUCUGUUGGGGAGGCAACCAGUGUUGGAAUUCACUUUGGAGAACCUAAAAACCAUGAGUACCAAUAGCCAGCCACCUCUCCCGCAAGCGCCUGUCAAUGGCUUGGCCAAGAAAUUGGCCAAAAGUACCAGUCAAGACCAUGAAAACUCUAGUUCUCUCAAUGGUGGGAAGUGUGCUCCUCCUUCUGCAGCCCUCCAGGCUGUUGACUAUAACGCAGGAGGUUCUGAACUGGGGGACUUGAAGACCGGGUUGACCAAUUGCACUCUUCCACACAGAAGCCUUGAUGCAGAGCACACGACUCCCUUUAGCAAUAAUAGCACUGCAAACAAAUCUUCCCUUAAUUCCACGGAGCAACAGCGGGUGCUCGAGGGUGGCAGUGGAGAGACUAGGUUGCCCGGUGUUGCUAGUCGCUCUGACUUUGGGAGCAGUAGGUUGGAGGAGCAGAAGCCUUCUCUGUUGGCUGGCCACCACAGUGCUCUGGACUCGGAGAUGAGGACGCGGGCGUUGCUGCGGCGGCAGGCGGACAUCGAGAGCCGAGCCCGCAGGCUGCAGAAACGCUUGCAGGUGGUGCAGGCAAAGCAGGUGGAGAGACACAUCCAGCAGCAGUUGGGUGGCUUCUUGGAGAAAACUCUGAGCAAGCUUCCAAGUCUGGACCCCCUGAGGCAUCGAAGCCAGCUGAUGUUGACCAGGAAAGCAGAAGCAGCUUUGAGGAAAGCUGCAAGCGAGACAGUUACUGCAGAAGGCCUGAGCAACUUCUUGAAGAGUGAUUCAAUAUCAGAAGAACUGGAGAGGUUCACAGCCAGUGGUAUGGCCAACUUGAGAUCCAGUGAACAAGCCUUUGACUCGGAUGUCACCGACAGCAGCUCGGGAGGAGAGUCUGAUGUUGAAGAAGAAGAACUGACCAAAGCAGACCCAGAACAGCCCCACGUACCACUGAGGCGAAGGGCAGAGUGGAGAUGGGCAGCAGACCGUGCAGCCAUCGUCAGUCGCUGGAAUUGGCUCCAAGCCCACGUCUCGGACCUGGAAUAUCGAAUCCGGCAGCAAACGGACAUUUACAAGCAGAUUAGAGCCAAUAAGGGGCUGAUAGUUCUUGGUGAAGCAUCAACCCCUGAUCCUGCAGGAGAUGAUGCAUCCCGUCCCAUUAGUGCUGAAGUGAAGCUGGAGCCUGGGGCUGAGCGCCUGAGUGUUUCUGGAUCCCAGCCACUCGAGAACUUGGGUAUUUCUGCUGCAAAUACUCCUGAACCCCAUCCCACCAAGCCCUGUGGAGCACCAAGACCUGUCAAUGGAGUUAUUAACACUCUUCAGCCUGGCCUGGCAGAACAUGCUCAGGGAGAUGGCCAGGAAGCUGAGGAGCUCUUGCAUAAAAAGCAACGGCUGAACAUGGUUUCCCCCUCGGAUGGGACGUGCGUGGCCGCCCGCACCCGCCCGGUGCUCAGCUGCAAGAAGCGGCGCCUCGUUCGGCCAAGCAGCAUCAUGCCCCUCUCCAAAAAGGUCCAUCGGAACAGCCUGGCCCGGUGCAGCUGCGACGUGAACCCCUCGUGUGCCCUCUGUGGCACUCGCAGCUCGGCCACCCUGGAGAUCCAGUAUGAUGCCCCUCUGCUGGAACGUCUCUCCCAGCUGGACUCCUGUAUCCAUCCUGUCCUGUCAUUCCCAGACGAUGUGCCGACCAGCCUGCACUUCCAGAGCAUGUUGAAGUCUCAGUGGCAGAACAAACCCUACGAGAAAAUCAAAGCUCCCAAAAAGCUCUCGCUCAAGCACAGAGCCCCCAUGCCCACCAGCAGCCUGUCUGACCCUGCUCGCAAGGACCGCCACAAGCUGGUGAACUCCUUCUUCACUGCAGCCAAGCGCUCACAUCACAAAACCCCAGCAGACAAGGCUCACAGGCCACCACCCCCAGACGAGCUCUCGGCCGUGCCCAAGGCCGAGGCAGCGCCCGAGCGCCCGCUUGUCCAGCCUCCUGCCUGGGACAAAAAGCGAGUGCGCGACUGCUCGGCUGAGAGGAGCGAAGUGUUGAAGCAUCACACGGACAUUGGUGGCCCAAGCUACUUGUCAGCAGCUGCAACCCCCACACCUCACAGCCCCAUAGCUCGGCAACUCUCCACCUCCUCAGAGGGCUCUGCUCCAGCCAGCACGAGUGCACAGGGCACCUCCAGCACAGCUCCAAGGAGGAGAAGAGGUGAAAGCUCCUUCGAUAUCAACAACAUUGUCAUCCCCAUGUCCGUCGCUGCCACCACUCGGGUGGAGAAGCUGCAGUACAAGGAGAUCCUCACACCAAGCUGGCGUGAAGUGGACGUCAGUGCUCUGAGAGCCAACCCUGAUGAAGACAACGAGGAGAUUGAGGACUUAUCAGACUCGGCCUUCGCCGCCCGGCACAGCAAGUGUGAGGAGCUGGAGCGCGCGCGGUGGCUCUGGAGCACCAGCGUCCCCCCCCAGCGCCGCGGCAGCAGGUCCUACAGGUCGACAGAUGGACGGACAACCCCCCAGCUGGGGAACCCCUUGACCCCCCAGCCAGCAUCCCCUGAGGUGGGCAACUGCCACUCCCACCCGGAGCUGUCCCACACCCACUCCCCGCGCAGCCCCAUCAGCCCCGAGCUGCUCUCGGCGCCCCUCACCCCCCUCUCCCGGGACUCCCUGCGGCUCCUCUCCAGCGAGGACACACGUUGCUCCACGCCCGAGGCCGGCCUGGAUGAGCAGGCCGUGCAGCCCUGGGAGCGACGCACCUUCCCGCUCUCGUACGACCCCAGGACAGAGUGCGAGGACCAAUCCGACCCCCAGGACCGGUUGUCGCGCUGCACCCGGCGCACGUCGGGCAGUAAAUCCUCCCGGGAGACCGAUGGCACUUCUGCUAGCCCAUCCACGGGUUGUAGUUCCAGGUUAUCCCCAAGGGUGGAGCUGAACCCCCCCAGGCCCUCCCUCUGCCUCCUUCCUCCUCGCCUGGCUCGGGAGCAGCCGAUUGCGGUGCCGAGAUCCGGCUGCCCCAUCCCCCGGGGGAGAAGGAAGGAGAAGGAAGGAUCCUUGUAG
Molecule: messenger RNA, 3446 nt
Organism: Chaetura pelagica (chimney swift)
Lineage: Eukaryota; Metazoa; Chordata; Aves; Apodiformes; Apodidae
Gene: KANSL1
Product: KAT8 regulatory NSL complex subunit 1
Exons: 15
Coding region: 57-3446 (1129 amino acids)
Cellular component (GO): NSL complex
Molecular function (GO): histone acetyltransferase binding
Source: RefSeq, a predicted model, not a curated record